AUGUAUUCAUGUAUUCGUACAGAACAAUUACAUACGUUGACUCUGACCUGUUUCAUCUUGCUUGGUUAUUAUUUUCGUCAAAGUUUCCAGAAUAGUAACAUCAUUGCUUAUAAUAUUCCUGAUCCAGAAUGUACUGGUAUUUUUAAUCUUUGUACUGACUUUGACAAAGAACGACUUGGUCGUCAAGCUAUUCGUGCAAUACAUGAACAAAUGGAUGAUGAUAAAGAUGGAUUAAUUCAAUCAUCUGAAAGUACUGAUUUUAUUAACGAAGAACUUGAAUCUAUGACAGAUGCUGCACGACAUGAACGAUUUCAAAAUGAUAAUGUGCACAUUACAUAUGAUGAUUUAUGGAUACAAUGGCAAAAUAAUCCAGUUCAUAAUUGGACAACAGAUCAUGUAAUCGAUUGGCUUGUUAGUUGUGUUCAUUUACCACAAUAUAUUGAAAAUUUUCGUCGUAAUCAAUUUGAUGGUCGAAUGAUACCAAGAUUGGCAGCUAAUGAAAAACAAUACAUACAAUCGAUUAUGCACAUUCGAGAUGUACGCGAUAAACGACGACUUAUUAUUAAAGCAACUGAUAUCGUUCUAUUCGGACCUCUACAACGUUGGUAUUUUAAUUUUAUUAGGAAGUUUUAUAAUAAAUUCUACAUUCUUCAUCAAUAG
This is a messenger RNA of Rotaria sp. Silwood1, 660 nucleotides long. Lineage: Eukaryota; Metazoa; Rotifera; Eurotatoria; Philodinida; Philodinidae. The record is from the annotation of a GenBank genome assembly.